Messenger RNA from Prunus persica (peach), 1270 nucleotides. RefSeq names its product annexin D4. The record is from RefSeq and is a predicted model, not a curated record. The transcript has 6 exons. Gene Ontology annotation, cellular component: cytoplasm. Bases 68 to 1012 code for a protein of 314 amino acids. Lineage: Eukaryota; Viridiplantae; Streptophyta; Magnoliopsida; Rosales; Rosaceae. Gene Ontology annotation, molecular function: calcium ion binding; calcium-dependent phospholipid binding.
AUGGCGGAGAAGAUCUCUACACGUUGCCUGACUUCUCAUCAACAGAAAAAUCGACACAGAGAAAAGAAUGGCUCUCACUGAUGAGUUUCAAGCUCUCAACAAGGCUUUCUCAGGAGUUGGAAUUGAUGAAAAUUCAUUAAUAUCAAUACUGGGAAAAUGGCAUCCUGAGGAGAGGAAAUCCUUCAGGAAAGGAACUCCCCAUUUUUUCAAGCAAGAUGAACGCAACUUUGAGCGCUGGGAUGAUCUCCAUGUCAAACUUCUCAAGCAUGAAUUCAUGCGUUUUAAGAAUGCUGUGGUGCUAUGGACUAUGCAUUCAUGGGAAAGGGAUGCUCGUUUGGUGAAGGAGGCCUUGAAGAAAGGCCCACAAACAUACAGUGUGCUUGUGGAGAUUGCAUGUACUAGAUCGGCCGAGGAGCUAUUAGGAGCUAGGAAGGCCUACCAUUCCCUCUUUGAUCACUCCAUUGAGGAAGACGUUGCCUACCACAUUGAUGGCCCUGAAGGCAAGCUCUUGGUUGCGCUUGUGAGUGCCUACAGGUACGAAGGACCAAAGGUUAAAGAUGACACUGCAAAAUCCGAGGCCAAAACACUUGCUCAUGCCAUUAAGAAUGCAGAUAAGAGGAACCCCAUUGAAGAUGAUGAGGUCAUUAGGAUACUAUCAACAAGGAGCAAGCCCCAUCUCAAGGAAAUAUAUAAACACUACCAGGAGAUUUCUGGCCACAACAUCGAUGAGGAUCUUGAUGAUGCUUUGAGGUUAAAAGAGACAGUGCAAUGCCUAUGUACUCCUCACACAUACUUCGGCCAGGUCUUGGAAAUUUCAUUGAGAAAUGGUGUGGAUAAGAACAUCAAAAAGGGAUUGACUAGGGUAAUCGUCACCCGAGCCGACGCAGACAUGAAGGAGAUCAAAGAGGAAUACCAGAACCUAUAUGGAGUUUCUUUAACUGAGAAAAUUGAAGCAACAGCUAAUGGGAAUUAUAAGGAUUUCUUACUCACUUUGGCUGCAAGAGGAGGCUAAAACAGGCGGGAGUCAAAGUUUGGGGCUUGUUGGGAUUAUUUGAAGGGUUUCUGUGUUGCCCUCUUCGAUUGUUGCUGUCUUUCAUGGUUGCUUUCUUGCUAGAGCUGGUGUUGUUCUGUAUGAGUAUUGUGUUACCAUUAAGAAAAACUGAAAUAAAAUCAAUCAAUGAGCCAUUUGAUUUGAGCAUUUAAAUAAGCUGAUUUUGUAUAUAUGUUCAACAUUUUGUUUGUGGCAUAACAAUGUUACAUUUGGUCUCUA